AUGGUCAUCGAAGGCAUCUACAAAAAACGCAAAAAAACAUACAACAGCCGGUGUUCGCUAAUGGUCACCCACUUAACUACUAAUCUGCCGGUUAGAGGCUUGUCUAUGGGGGAGCAGACGGGACCCCGAAUUCUCCUCUACCUAUGGUCGUAUGUACUUGGAUGCGGCACAGAAUAUUAG
Molecule: messenger RNA, 180 nt
Organism: Trichoderma harzianum CBS 226.95
Lineage: Eukaryota; Fungi; Ascomycota; Sordariomycetes; Hypocreales; Hypocreaceae
Exons: 1
Coding region: 1-180 (59 amino acids)
Source: RefSeq, a predicted model, not a curated record